Entamoeba invadens IP1 is the source of this 2565-nucleotide messenger RNA. RefSeq lists its product as hypothetical. Gene Ontology annotation, biological process: DNA-templated transcription; chromatin organization. Gene Ontology annotation, cellular component: HIR complex; nucleus. The transcript has a single exon. Bases 1 to 2565 code for a protein of 854 amino acids. Gene Ontology annotation, molecular function: protein binding; nucleosome binding. The record is from RefSeq and is a predicted model, not a curated record. NCBI's taxonomy places the organism in Eukaryota, Evosea, Mastigamoebida, Endamoebidae.
AUGGUCAUAUUUAAAAAACCCUUCUGGUUGGCUCACGAUGGCAACCCAAUCUUCUGCAUUGACAGCCACCCGUCUGAACCAAUAGUGGCAACAGGGGGAGGAGACGCUCGCGUCAAAGUCUGGAAUGUCGAAUCUUUGUAUAAACCGGAGGUGGACACACAAGAUGAACCAAAACUCCAGGCAGUCAUUCAAAUGUCACAAAACGUCAAUUGUUUACGAUGGUCACCAGACGGAGAACUUUUGGCUGCAGGAACAGACGAUGGCAUUGUGUCUAUUUUGUAUAUGUUGGAGGAUAAUCCUGAUGGUUUUUUUGAAAAGAAUUUGCUUUUCUUUCAAAAAUACGAUUACAAACACAAGUUGGUCGGUCACUCAGAUUCGGUCACGGACGUCUCGUUCUGCUCGGACGGAACUAAACUGGCAUCGGCUUCGUUGGAUUCAAAAGUAAUGAUUUGGGACUUAAACACGGGAAAGCAGCUCAUCGUUUUACCAAACCCGUCAAGCGUUUUUGGCAUUGCGUGGGACCCACUAGGAAUUAUAAUUGUGGCGCAAUGCACCAAUUGUGCAAUUGAGUGGGACGUUCAAAGAGAAGCUGUGGUUAAUACAACAAAGGACCAAUUCAGCAGCCAGACACACACCAAUUUCUUUUUAAGACCGUGUUGGUCUCCCGAGGCAACACAAAUGCUCUUGGUAGGCGCAGUACAGAAGAAACAACCAGCUUCUCUAAUUCACAACAGAGUGACUGGACAAACUGCAUUUUUUGUUGGUCACAAAAACGAAGUGGUGUGCUCGAGGUUUUCUCCGUGUUUGUACAAGGUGACGACAGAAGAAGGGAAGAAGAGGGUUUUCAAUUGUUUUGUUGUUGGGGGAGUGGAUAACAGCUUGAGUUUGUGGGUGAGCAAGAGAGGGCAACUCUGUUAUUUAGAAAAUGCGUUCAAAGGGUGUGUGCAAGAUAUCACGUGGUUACCUGGAGGUUUAAUGUUCAUGGCGUGUUCGAUUGACGGGUUUGUGGGAUUUUUCAAGUUGACUGAAGCCGAAGUAGGAGGAACUGUAGAAACGAAUGAUUACGUCGAAAUGAAGAAACGGUCAAUCUAUCAGAAACUCAAGUCAAACGACGAGCAAAAAGUCGUCAAUAAAGAAGCACAAUUUACAAAAGCGCAAGAAAAUGAAAAUGUGACAGGAACUUCAAAAGAAGAAAAAAUUGGACAAAAAAUGGAAACUGAAAAAAUUGUGGAAAUUCCACUGCAUGGAAUAGUUCACGAGAGUGUAAACAACGGACCCCAAAUUGUUCUAAGUGUGCAUUCAGAAAACAAGAGCACACAGCCACACCAAACCGACCCGUCUCGCAAAAAGAGAAUUCAACCCAUCCUUGUUGUUGACAACCCCACAGAACAACAAAAAACGUCCACAACUUUGGGCAAUGUUUUACAACCCGAAAAACUUGUAAACGAGAAAUCAUCCGAAAAGAUGACUAAUGUCCAAAAAAUCACGAUGGAAAAAAACAAUGAGUCUGCAAGAAAAAGCAUCUCAUUAGAAGAUAAAAUGGAAAAACCAUUGAGAGAGGCAAAAAGCCUGAAAGACCACUUAAAAAGUAAGGAACAUUUGAAAAAAAGACUUAUGAAGACAAACAGUGAUUCUGCAGUCAGUGCAUUGAGAAAAGAAAUGAGCACGGAAAGUCCAUUGAAAAAUGACAACAAAGAAGACAGAAAAAGGUAUGUAGAAGACACAGAUAACACAACCAAAGAGAUGGAAAAACGUGGGGUGUUAAGAGAACUCGAGAACAACGAUAAAGUGAAAAAAUUGCAUUUGGUGAAUCGGGUCAUGUAUAGUUUCAUCAGCGAGUAUGACAACACGAGCAAAAUGAGCUUGAUUAAGGUGAUAAAAAACUUCAACCAGAAUAUGGUUUGGUCGACGGUUAUACCAUUCCAAGUCAAGACGAUUUUGGUGAACGAGACGAAGGUUUUGGUUGUGUGUGACGGGUUAUUGUACUUGUUUUGGAGUGAAAGUGGAAUAUUGUGUUGUUCUCCCGUCGUUUUGACAUGUAAAAUAUCGAAAGUGUUUUUUGACGAAAAGGUGAUAGUUGUUGACAUUGUAGGUAAUGUCCACAUCAUGGACAACAAUUUUGUGAAAAUUAAAAGCGUGUCGGUGAUGCCGUUAGUGGAAAUGUACAAGAAGGAAAUUACCAAUGUCGUUUAUGUCAACGAGAGAGUGCUUGUGACGAUAAAAGAGCUCACCUUUGUUGUUUCGGAAGAGCAAUUCUUUUUGAUCGGGACGCCAGAGAUGGAGAGCUCAACCAUCGUGAACGAACAAAAAUCUGCACUCGAGUUGGGGAUAUUUGGGCAACUCAAGUUUGGAAUUCAAAGCUCUUUUGACACUUUGUUGAACAACUAUUUAUCCAUUUGCACGUCAUCCAAAGAUUCCAAACGAGUAAAAGCGCUCCAAACCGAGGUAAUGGCAUGUAUUAGUCUUAUGAAAGCUAAGAAUGCAAACGACCCACUAAUCGGGAAAUUUGAGGAACUCAGUGAGCGGAUUACCAGCAUUUUCAUCACGUUACCGAGUGAUAGCUGA